Molecule: messenger RNA, 2707 nt
Organism: Plodia interpunctella (Indianmeal moth)
Lineage: Eukaryota; Metazoa; Arthropoda; Insecta; Lepidoptera; Pyralidae
Exons: 6
Coding region: 280-1938 (552 amino acids)
Biological process (GO): phospholipid metabolic process; arachidonate secretion
Source: RefSeq, a predicted model, not a curated record
UUUGACAUUUCGCGGCGGCGCGAAUGACGCCUUUGACGCGCGUUCCAUUUUGAAAUUGUGUUCGAUCUGUCGUUGUUUUUUUUAUUACAUAGGUACAUUAGUGUUUUUCGUGAAUUUAAAGUGACUGUUUUUUAUGAAAGCGUGUACGUAUUAAUUUUCUAAAUUACUGUAGUGACAAAGACAGAAUUGUGUGAAUGUAUUUCGUUGAGAGAUAAAUAUUAUAGUUACCUACCUAUUUACUGAUCGGUUUUAAUUUUUUUUUCUGAUGGGAAGGCCACCAUGUAUCACCGAGUGAGACGGAAAAUGAAACAUCUCACACUCAGUGCCAUAUUAGUUAUUAGUCAUGUAACUAUAACUCUGACAAAAUCCAUACAAAUCACAGAAAAUACUCCCAGUACUACUGAUCUUAAUAUUGACAACAAUAUCAUAGACUUCGAUGAUGAAUACUCAGUUAGAUUUGAUAAUGAUUACUCUAAACGCAAUUUUAAUAAAGAAUCUCAUAGAUAUACUAUAGAUAAGGACGUUAAAAAAGACGCUAGUGUAGUUACAGAUAACAAUAAUGAAAAAAAUACCAAAAGAACAACAGACAUUGAAACUACCACAAAUGAAUUUAAUGUUAUACCAUUAGAAUUGAUAAGUACAACAGAAAAUGUAUUACAAAGCAUUCUAGAAAGCACAACCGAGCCUGAUUACUCAGUGAUUCCUUUAUCAAGUACGGUCAAAGAGCAACUUAAUAUACAAAUCAACCAAACAGUAUCUUUACCUACAUCUACGGAAUCUGAUAGUACUACAGAUUUUUUCCCAACAGAAUUAACAGAAUCUUCAACUAUUUCUGUUAAUUUAAAUAAAAGUAUUGAUACAACUACACAUAUAAAUAACAUUACCAUUAAAACAAGUACAAUUUCUUCAAAAAAAAUACUAGAAAGAAAUACAAAAGAUAAAAAAUAUGAAAAGCUAACCACAGAAGUGCCAACAACAUCGAGAGAAGUUUUGACAACAAAUUCUAGCAGGAAGAUUGAAAUCACAGACAUAGACAGUCAAGAACUUGAUUUAGAUUUGCCAAUAUUCACAGAACUCGAUGUAGAAGAUGCUGAAGAGGUUCCAGAAGAUUAUUACGACUCUAAAGAUGUAGUGCCAACGACUGCGCCCAAAACUGAUGCAAUAUCAGUGCUAGUUGGGUUGGCUGGGAGUAUGGUGGAGAGUGUCGUGGAAAGUGUAGCAGAAAGGGUGGUCCCUAAAGGGAUUUUUGACUUGUUUAAAAGGAUGCAGAAGCAAAACGAAGCUUUGGAAGCGGAAAGACUGAGAAGUCGGGAAGAGAACGGUGGAUUGGGACAGUUCACUCGCGGCAUCCUGAAGACCAUAUCCACCAGCCUGAGCAAGCCUCUCAGCCAGCUGAUGACUGGCAUCAAAGACAUCGGAUCUCUGGACAGCGACAAGGGUUUCGUCGGGAGUCUGGCUUCAGGAGUGACCAGUGUGGCGACUGUGGCUACGUCAGUCGUUGAUUCCUUUAAAGACAGGGUGCAAGCCAUAUAUCCUGGCACUGUCUGGUGCGGAGACGGCCACUCAGCGUCAGCUCGCUCCUCGGACCUGGGCCUGUUCUUCUUCACAGACACGUGCUGCCGGCAGCACGACGCUUGCAAACUGUACAUCAGGGCCGGUGAGACCAAGUAUGGCUUGACCAACACUGGACUUUUUACAAGGUCGCACUGUAGCUGCGACGUGAAAUUCCGCGAAUGCCUUCGUCGCACCAACUCGCUGGUAUCUGCGCAGAUCGGCUUGACGUACUUCAAUGUACUAGGGCCGCAGUGCUUCAGAAGAGCUCAUCCUAUCGUCAAGUGUGUCAGGAGAACUAGGAUAACCGGACAGAAGUGCGAAGAAUAUGAACUGGACUACACUAAACCCAAAAUGUGGCAAUGGUUUGACAACGAGACAUUUUAGUAUUGUUGAUUAGAAAGAAAAUGGUGCAUUCUUAUAUAUACUAAACGAGGAACACGUGAGUGAUACCUUUGCAGCGUCCAUACGCUGAGGUGACCACUUACCAUCAGGCGGGCCGCCUCUUCUGUGUAUGUUAAUGUUAAAAUUAUCUUUAGGAAAACAUAACGUUUUUCCAAAAUUUUUAGUCUAAAACUCUAGAAUACUUGUCGUUAUUUUUUGUAUGUAAUUUAAUGUCAAUUUUAAUAUAGGUUUUAAUAAAUUAACACAAUCGAUAAUGUAAAAACUUAAAUAUGUUAACACUAGAUCUCCAAGUUCUUAUUAAAGUACAAUAAUAUUAUGUAAACUAUUGUAAAAUAUUUGCUAAAUUUUCAUGUGAUACGUAAGCUGUAGCAGGUUUAGUAAUAGAUAAAUUAGGUACUUCAUCAGUAGAAUAUAUUUUAGUACAUAUGUAAUAUAAAUAAUAUAUUUUGUUUUAAAUAUUUUGUAAAUAGGGAAUAACUUUUUGAAUCAAGUUUAAAUACUCAUCUCUUGUUGAUUAUAAUUUUUGAAAGUCAACGACAAACUCUCUACUUAUAUUUUCGUGUUUAUUUAUUUCAGUAAUGAAAAUAGUAUUUUGCAGAAAUAAAACAACAUGUUGUAAUAUUAUUUUAUAUCAGAAAACAUCAGAAUACAUUUAACAACAGAUAAAUUAUGUAAUACUUAAAAGUAAACAUAUUCACAUCUAAAAAAAAAAGGAAGAAAAAAAAAUUAUUUCGGUAUUUCCCGAGUCUAU